AUGAUACACAAUGUAAAAUCUUCAACUGCUUUCCUUGAAAUCGAACACGCUUUGUCAGGAAUCGCCGAGGAUAUUAAAAUAUUACGUAUAAAUUGCGAAGGAAACUUGGCAUCAAUUGCAGAGAAAAGAAAGAUUGGUGAAUUGGAAAUUCAACAAUUUCGAAGAAAAAUUGAUGCCCAUCUUGAUAAACUUCAAGACCACAUACUGAAGGAAAUUAAAGCGGUUGAAGAAAAAAAAAGUAGCCAAAUUCGAGAAUUAUUGACGUCAAUAAUGCAAAAAGAAACGGAAACUUUGGGAAUCAAAAUAAACUUUCAAAAUACGAAGCGGUAUGCCUCAGAUCUGCAAACUUUCUUUGCAAUAAAACACAUCGAAAAAGAUAUUACCAAAGAGAAUAAUUAUAUUCAGUUGAUCAGCAAAAGCGAACAAAUGCAUCAAAUCGAUAUAUCGUGUAGAAUAAAUACAGCAUUGAAGGAAUUCAUCGCUACCGUGACUACUUUUGGGGAGGUUUUAAUUAGCUCUAAUUCUUUAAAUAUAUCCAUUGAGAACAAAUGGAAUAAACAAGCUCAAAUAAGUUUACCUCCUUCAAGAACAAUAUUUGAUAAUGUUAGUCUGAAGUUGAAACAAACAAUACAAACAAACUGGCAAGCUGUCCGAGGAUGUACCUUUCUUCCUGAUGGUAAAAUGGUGUUUUCUACUAUAAGUACACAACUAGCAAGAGUUUUAAAGCCAGACGGUUCAUCUGAAUUUGAUCUGAACAACAUUGGACCUGUUUGGGACGUGGUCUAUACUGGAGAUAAUGAUGUAGCUACUACUUCAGGAAAUAAAAAUCAAAUCAAGAUAAUCGAUGUCGAAAAAAGAAAAGUGAAAAAAACUUUAAACGUCAAUUCCGCCAAUAACGGAGUGACAAUCAAAAAUGAAAAGUUGAUUUAUUGUGCACGAGAUCAAGGACUUAAGAUGAUAAGUCUUAGUGAUGAAUCUAUAACCACUAUCAGCACUAGUAACAUGUCAUUUCAGGCGUACGUAAAUACCCAAGGCGACAAGCUGUUUUAUUCAAACGAAGAAAAUCACAAUGUCACCUGUAUAAAUUUCCAGGGUAAAACACUUUGGACAUUCAACGAAAGCAGUACUCUAAAAUAUCCCUUCGGUAUAUCUGUCGACAAUGAUGGGAACGUAUUUGUAGCGGGAACACAUUCUCACAAUUUGAUCGUUAUCUCCUCAGAUGGUCGACGCUAUAGACAACUAUUAUCGAAGAAAGAUGGACUUGACAGUCCAACAGUUGUGGAGUAUGACCAAUCAAAUAAUAAACUUCUUGUUGCUAAUAAUUUUGGUAACACUUUCGUGUAUGAAGUUGUAUGA
This is a messenger RNA of Mytilus trossulus (common blue mussel), 1356 nucleotides long. RefSeq lists its product as uncharacterized. NCBI's taxonomy places the organism in Eukaryota, Metazoa, Mollusca, Bivalvia, Mytilida, Mytilidae. Gene Ontology annotation, molecular function: protein binding. Bases 1 to 1356 code for a protein of 451 amino acids. The transcript has a single exon. The record is from RefSeq and is a predicted model, not a curated record.